Morus notabilis is the source of this 924-nucleotide messenger RNA. Its product is annotated as protein COFACTOR ASSEMBLY OF COMPLEX C SUBUNIT B CCB3, chloroplastic. Lineage: Eukaryota; Viridiplantae; Streptophyta; Magnoliopsida; Rosales; Moraceae. Bases 71 to 685 code for a protein of 204 amino acids. The record is from RefSeq and is a predicted model, not a curated record. Gene Ontology annotation, cellular component: chloroplast thylakoid membrane. The transcript has 3 exons.
CAGCUUAAACCAUUUUCCUUUUCGCUUCAAUCAUUUCCGCCUUCCCACUCUGUCUCUCACCGACCGCAUAAUGGCAACAUGUUCAUACCUUCUCAACCACGUUCAGAUCAAAGAAUGUCCUUCUCAGGCAUUCAAGCUAGGAACUUCCAAUACCUCCGAAAGGUACAAGUUCCUCCCUAAAAGACAUACUAAGCUGAAUAGCAGAGUUGCAGGUUGUUCCUUAUGUUUCAUCAAGCCUAACAUUGAGUAUUCACAAUUUAAUUCGAGUCUGUUGCCGAAGAUAUACAAUUUGCAUGCAGUUGCAGAAGAUUUCAAGAUUGGCAUUAGUUCAGAGACAUCACAAGCUGUCUCAGAUUUUACUGGGAGAUUGGUAUUAGCUGAUCUUGACCCUGCUACUGCAAAGCUGGCCGUUGGGAUUCUAGGACCCUGUCUAUCAGCAUUUGGUUUCUUGUUCAUUCUUAGAAUAGUCAUGUCCUGGUAUCCAAAACUUCCGGUGGGAAAGUUCCCGUAUGUGAUAGCUUAUGGUCCGACGGAGCCACUUCUCAUCCCGACCCGGAAGCUGAUUCCUCCGCUAGGUGGAGUGGAUGUAACCCCUGUGGUCUGGUUUGGAUUGAUUAGUUUCCUUAAUGAAAUAUUAGUAGGUCCACAAGGACUACUUGUCCUUCUUUCUCAACAAGUUAGCUAGAGCUCAGUGAUACUUUACAAGAUCAAGGGAUGCAAAGAAUAUUUCUUAGGGGCUAUUAGUGUAUAGUUCGUUGGCGUGUAAUAUGGAAAUUUUCAUAAACGAGCUUGAAAUUAUUUUUUAAAGCUUUCUGUAAGUAAAUAUAUAACUUGGAGAGCAACUUUGAUUCUGUAGUGGCACAAAUCAAAGCUAAUAGUUAUGUUGAUUUAGUUAUUAGUAUAAUUAAAUUAACAAAUAUAUUU